AUGCGGUCCACCUUCUUUUCCGCGUUGCUCGCACUCUUCCUCAACAUCUCCCUCACUGUCUUCGCUGCUCCUGCCAACAGUACUCACCCUCCUGCUUGCGGCAGCCACGUCCCCGCCGAUGAUCUUUCUUCCAUCGAACUACAGUUCGGUGAACUUGCCUCUGCUUUCGAGGAAAUCCAGAAGAGAGACGUCGAGGAAAGGGGAUUGGAAGAGCGUGCUCCCAAAGUCAUCAAUGUCUACUGGCAUGUUAUCAACAUCGGAAACACCAGAGCUAAGGGUUAUCUUACUACUUCCGUGAUCAACUCGCAGUUGAGGAGGUUGAACACCGACUAUGCGCCUUCGGGAUUCAGCUUCAGACUCGCUGGACUCUACUACGUCACGAGUGCUCAAUGGUUCAACCUUGGUGAUGUUACUGGUUCCAACGCGAUCACCAUGAAGAGGUUACGCAGAAGGGGAGGAGUUCGUGAUCUCAACAUUUACAGCGUCGGUUCCGCGAGCGUAGGUGGAACAAACCUUGCUGGGUACUCUUCUUUCCCUUGGGCAUACACUGCGAACCCAAAACUCGAUGGUGUUGUCAUUAUCGUCGAUGCCCUUACUGGAAGCACUGCAUACGGUGGUUACUACAAUUUGGGCCGCACGCUCGUUCACGAAGUCGGACAUUGGACCGGUUUGUACCACCCAUUCCAGGGUGGCUGCACGGGGAGUGGUGACUACGUGAGCGACACUCCGGCCGAGGCCAGCCCAGCUUACUACUGCCCUACUGGUCGCGAUACUUGCAGCGGUGGAGGUCUCGAUCCUAUUCACAAUUACAUGGAUUACAGCAGUGACGUCUGCAGGACGCAAUUCACUCUUGGGCAAAGAACUCGUGCUAAGAUCGCCAUGUAUUCCUACCGUGGUAUCUAA
Messenger RNA from Cantharellus anzutake, 903 nucleotides. RefSeq lists its product as uncharacterized. Lineage: Eukaryota; Fungi; Basidiomycota; Agaricomycetes; Cantharellales; Hydnaceae. Gene Ontology annotation, molecular function: metallopeptidase activity. The transcript has 5 exons. The record is from RefSeq and is a predicted model, not a curated record. The coding region runs from base 1 to 903 and encodes 300 amino acids.